AAACGCAGUGCGCGCACUGAAGGCGCUGCUUCUCAGGUGGGAAACAGAAGGUGACAGGCAGUCUGUGAGGCACAGACGGUUCAGACACUUACAGACGAAAGAGUCUCGCAGUCAUGACUUGCAUACACACACAGCAUGGAUCUCAGGCCUAUGAGAACAGCCUCGGCAGCUCGGAGCUUCAAAGCACAGACUUUAUCUCUCGGUUGGCUGUGGAUAAGAGCAGCCCACGGGACCACCUCUCAGCUCCGUCCCUUCCAAGCAUUAGCUCUCUGGUGGACACUCAGACAGGCAAUUUUGAUGCAUAUUCGUGCCAGUUCACUGCAGCCCCUGCCCACAUGCCUCCAUCAGCAGGCCAGGAGACCACCUUCAAACUGGAUGACCUCCAGGUUUACGGCUGCUAUCCUGGAACAUUCACACUGAGUUACCCGGAUGAGCUUGUGUCCCCCUGUGGGUCAGAUUAUUUUGGCAGCCCCACAUCAGCCUCUGCUCCCUCAACUCCUGGGUUCCAGAGUCACCCUGCGUCCACCUGGGACUUAUACUCACCGAGUCCAGGAUACUGGGCAGCAGAGGAGACCUCAGUGCCGCAUGCACCCUCCUUCUUCACGUUUGGCUCAGGGUCUCUGGAGGAUUUGGGUCAAACACAUUUACAAGACCAGGACCCUUUCACAUUGACCCACCCUCACCCCACCGCACUGACCUUCCCUGCCUUGUCGAUGGAGCGAGGACACAACCUUGAAGAUAAUGAUGGAAGCUUAUCACCAAAGUUAAAAAGUCCAAGUGGAAAUGAGGGCUGCUGCGCUGUGUGUGGAGACAACGCCUCCUGUCAGCACUACGGGGUUCGCACCUGUGAGGGAUGCAAAGGGUUUUUCAAGCGUACAGUGCAAAAGAAUUCCAAGUAUGUUUGCCUUGCUAAUAAGGACUGUCCUGUGGACAAGAGGAGGCGGAAUCGAUGCCAAUUCUGCCGUUUUCAGAAGUGUCUUGCAGUAGGAAUGGUCAGGGAAGUUGUGAGAACAGACAGUCUGAAGGGACGAAGAGGUCGCCUGCCUUCUAAGCCUAAAGUCGUCCAGGAUGUGACAACUAUCCCGUCUCCCGUGAGCAUGAUCGCUUCCCUCGUCAGGGCACACAUUGACUCAAACCCAGACAUUGGGAAACUUGAUUAUUCCAGGUAUGAUGAGACAGUAGUCACUCCGAACCAGAAGGAGGAUGCGAGUGACAUCAAACAGUUUUACGACCUCCUCGCGUCCUCCAUGGACGUCAUCAGCAAGUGGGCGAAGAGCAUCCCAGGAUUCUCUGAGUUCUGCUCAGAAGACCAGGACCUUCUGCUGGAGUCUUCGUUUGUUGAACUCUUCAGCCUCCGUCUUGCAUAUCGGUCCAAUCCUGAAACAGACAAACUCAUCUUCUGCAACGGGUCUGUGCUGCACAAAAAGCAGUGUGUCCGAGGCUUUGGGGACUGGAUUGACUCCAUCUUGGAGUUUUCGCAAAGCCUCCAUCGCAUGAAGCUCGACGUUUCCUCCUUCUCCUGUCUCACAGCUCUGGUCAUAAUCACUGACCGACAUGGUCUCAAGGACCCAAAACGUGUGGAGGACCUGCAGAACCAGUUCAUCACCUGCCUCAAAGAUCACGUAUCCGGCUGCGGUUCCGAGUCCUUGCGGCCCAAUUAUUUGUCCAGACUUCUUGGGAAGCUGCCCGAGCUCAGGACUCUGUGCACACAAGGCCUCCAGCGAAUCUUUUACCUGAAAUUAGAAGACCUCGUUCCCCCGCCGCCUAUUGUGGACAAAAUCUUCAUGGAUACGCUUCCAUUUUGAGCUAGAGACGGUCACUCUGACCACCCCGUGAUGUAAAUUCUGUGCCAAAGAGAACAGACCGAUCGCUCGUACUUGAAGUUGUAUGAAGUGAAACUGUGAGAGGCUGAGAAGAAUAAUCCCGGGGGAUUAUGCUGCGCUGCUGGAAAAGGGCUAUGUCUGAAUUAUAAAGUAAAUGAGGAAUGAGACAGCGUGUAUGGGGGGGAGGGGGCAUCUACGGUAAUGCUCUCACUAGCUUGUUUUCCCAGACAAAAUGAGACAGGCCACCUCAUGGACCAAAAGGUGAAGGUUUACAUACAACACAGUGCCGUGAAUAGAGACAGAAUGAAUGCAAAUUAUAUCUGCACCUUCAUUAUAAAGAUGUGGAGGGGGGGUUUUCUUCCUUUUUUUGUGAUCUGCAUGACUGUAAAUUGCACAUAAAGCAAAAGCAUUACUGUGAUUGAUCAAAGCUGAGCACAUUUUUCUCAGAACCACUUUGACGCUUUAAGUCCACGCACACAUUUAUCACCAUCAUCAUCAUCUGAAACAUGAAUCACUCCGAUUAUAUUUGGUGAUUUUAAAGUAAAGUAGGUUAAACCUACAGAUUAUUAAGCAGCAUCAUUCAUGUAUCAUGAAGAGAAAAUGAGCAGCUAAUAUACUGUGCGUCGUCUGGUGCAGUCCUAUACAGUGAACCUGUUAUAAGCCGGACAAGUGUUAUUUUCAACAGUGCCGUAUUCUACUGUUUGUGAAAGUGUUUUUCAUAAUAACAAGUUAUAUUUACUGCAGCUUAACAUUAAUUAAAAUGUGAAACUGCAUAUUUCA
Molecule: messenger RNA, 2603 nt
Organism: Solea solea (common sole)
Lineage: Eukaryota; Metazoa; Chordata; Actinopteri; Pleuronectiformes; Soleidae
Gene: nr4a1
Product: nuclear receptor subfamily 4, group A, member 1
Exons: 7
Coding region: 114-1805 (563 amino acids)
Biological process (GO): cellular response to corticotropin-releasing hormone stimulus; regulation of transcription by RNA polymerase II
Cellular component (GO): transcription regulator complex; nucleus
Molecular function (GO): RNA polymerase II cis-regulatory region sequence-specific DNA binding; nuclear glucocorticoid receptor binding; nuclear receptor activity
Source: RefSeq, a predicted model, not a curated record